AUGUACGCUGAUGACCUGAAACUGUUCCGCUCGGUGAAGAACAACGUCGACUGCUGCUCGCUACAGAUGGACGUCAAUGCGCUCCUGCACUGGUGCGAGUCAAAUGGAAUGAAGGUACACGUGAAGAAGUGCAAGGUUAUCUCGUUCAGUCGUUCAAGGAACCCUCUGCGAUUUGACUACACGAUGGGCGAUGGGUGUCCUUUAGAUCGUGUAAACUCUAUCCGGGACCUAGGCGUGACCGUGGAUCGUAAAAUGAAGUUCAACGAACACAUCGCUUUGAUAACUGGAAAGGCUUUUGCGAUGCUAGGCUUCCUGAAGCGCAACACCGCCCACUUCGACGACCCGUUUGCUUUGAAAGUGCUGUACGCGUCGCUGGUCAGGAGCGUCCUGGAGUAUGCUGCGGUUGUUUGGGCACCGUACCACGUAACGCUGGCUGCGCGGAUUGAACGAGUCCAGCGUGCCUUCGUGAGGUUUGCCUUGCGCAAGCUGCCAUGGAAUAACCCGCUGAUCCUGCCAUCGUACGAAGGACGCUGCUUGCUGUUUAGGCUGCAGUCACUUGCCGAGCGUCGGACCCUGAUGCAGCGUCUUUCGUAUUCGAUCUGCUGCGCGGCAACAUCGACUGCCACAGCAUCCGCAACAACGUACGCUUCAAUGAACCGGCUCGCCAAGGACUCAGAGGGGAACGCCCCUGCUGUGGAUUCCGAGACAUAUAUUUGA
This is a messenger RNA of Culex quinquefasciatus (southern house mosquito), 717 nucleotides long. RefSeq lists its product as uncharacterized. NCBI's taxonomy places the organism in Eukaryota, Metazoa, Arthropoda, Insecta, Diptera, Culicidae. The record is from RefSeq and is a predicted model, not a curated record. The coding region runs from base 1 to 717 and encodes 238 amino acids. The transcript has a single exon.